AUGGAGGCGCCAAUGAGCACACAAGAGCAGCAGCUCUGCGAGUUCCUGAUGGGUCUCGCAGCCAAGUAUUCAUGCCGUUACAACGAGCAGGCCGAGCGGGAUCUCCUGCAAAGCCUCUUCUGGUGCAUGGCCGGUGGAAAUGCGCAGUACAUGGACCGAUUCUUUCCCAUAACCGGUGGGCCACUACGGGGAGGUACGCUGAAGCUUCGGGAAGCACAAGGCGCGGUGAACGGGGCGGAAUACACAGAGGCCGCACGGGGUCACGCGUGUGGCCAUAUAUUUCGGCCUGGCGAGGCUACCUAUUCGUGCAAGACGUGCGGGACAGAUGAUACGUGUUGUCUCUGCAGCCGCUGCUUCGAAUCCACAGACCAUCGAGGCCAUAUGGUGCGCAUCAGCGUGUCGCCCGGUAACAGCGGCUGCUGCGACUGCGGCGACUCAGAGGCCUGGAGGACGCCAAUGUACUGCACCAUACACUCGGCCUGGCAGGACGGCUUCGGGGGCAAGAACAAGGGCAAAGCGCCGGUCGGGACGCCACGCGACCUGGAGGAAAGCAUCCGCAUGACCAUCAGCCGGGUUUUCGACUUUAUGUGCGACGUGGUGUCGUGUUCGCCCGAGCAGCUGCGCCAGACCAAGACGGUCCAGUCGAUCCAGCACGACGAGCGCAUGUCCCGGCUGUCGGCGACGUACGGUGGCGGUGACACUGGCCCCCCUGACGAAUACGCGGUGCUUCUCUGGAACGACGAGAAGCACACGGUCACGGACGUGGCACACCAGGUGGCGAGGGCAUGUCAGACGACCGCAGCGGACGGCCAGAAGCGGGCCCACGAGACGGACGAGAUUGGGCGAAGCCUACUGAAGCACUCGCAAAGCAUCGAGAGCCUGCUCCGGGUGUCACGGAUACUCGAGGACAUCAAGGUGACGGUGACGAUCCGGUCGUCCCGGGACACGUUCCGGGAGCAGAUGUGUGGGAGCAUAAUCGAGUGGCUGUCAGAUAUAACCGGCUGCAGUGUCGGCGACGACCACGGCAUCCUUCGGCGAGUGGUAUGCGAGGAGCUUCUGCGGCCGUGGCGCAAGGGCAGUCCGGCCAGCCAUGCGAUUGUGGGGCAAAACGGCAUAGACGACGAGGACACAUUGUCACAGGAUGGAGAAGCUGUGAACCCGGUGUUCGCCCAUGAAAUGCUGCUGCGGAAUAGGCGGGCUGCGCAGAUGGCGGCCAUGAUGCAGUUCCGGGCGACGCCACGACAGCAGCCACACGAGAACCGGACGGCCGUACGCAACAUCCGGGAACGCGAUGUGACGCCGUCGGAUUCGGACACGGCCGAGCCGCUGAUAGCAGCGAGCACGUAUGCCAAGAUCGGGCUCGACAUCCCCAAGACACCUGGCGGCGGGGUGACGGAGAAGGCACCGCCUCCCAAGCCGGGACACUACUGGCUCGGGGUGCCGGCGGCAUACAUGGAGUGUGAGGGGGUGCAGCCGGCCGAGGACCUCUUCCAGCGGGUGCGGCUCGACUGGCUGAUCCUGUUCGAUCUGCGGAUGUGGAAGAAGGUGCGCAACGACCUGCGGUCGCUCUACAUAUCGACGGUGGUGACGAUCCCGGAAUUCAAACGGGUGCUCGGGCUGCGCUUCGCCGGGCUGUACACGACGCUCGCACAGCUGUACCUCAUCGGCGACCGCGAACCGGACCACUCGAUCAUCAACAUCUCGCUGCAGAUGCUGACAACGCCGUCGAUCACGGCGGAGAUCGUGGAGCGCGGCAACUUCCUGACCAGCCUGAUGGCGAUCCUGUACACGUUCCUGACGACGCGGCAGGUGGGCCAUCCGUGGGACGUGUCGUCGAGCGCGGUGCUGGCAUUUGACUCGGGCUCGGUGACGAACCGGCGGAUGUACCACUUCUUCGUGGACCUUAAGUUCCUCUUCAGCUCGCCACACGUGCAGGAGCGUCUGCGGACGGAGGACCGGUACAUGAUGCAAUUCCUGGACCUGGUCAAGCUGCACCAGGGCAUUUGUCCGAACACGCGGGCGAUCGGCGAGCACGUGGAGUACGAGACGGACACGUGGAUCAGCGCGUCGCUGAUCACGCGCGAGAUCAACCGACUGUGCCGGCAGUUUUCGGAGGCGUUCCGCAACCUGCGCUCGGCAGACUACGUGCACCUACACCGGGCGAUUCGGGUUGCGACCAAGAGCGUGAUCAUCAACUCGAUCGGGGCAGAGCGGCUGCGAUUCUCGCAGGCGGAGAUCCGCGACGAGGUGGUGUUCAAGACGGUAACGGAUCUGGAGUUUGACGAGGUGGACGCGCGGUACGACGUGGUGGCAUUCGUGGUGGAGCGACAGCCGAUCAGCUUCCACCACGCGCUGCACUACACGCUCUCGUGGCUGAUCGAGUGCGGGCGGUCGAUGUCGGUGGAGACGCUGCGGGCGCUGCUCAGCUUCACGGCGGCCGAGCUGAAGGGCACGCCACGGUCGAUGGGCCGCAAGAUUAUGCCGCGGCGCGACUACGAGGCAGAAGACUACCUGAUGGCAGCGUUUGACUACUCGCUGCGGGUGUGCGCGUGGCUGGCGCAGAUGAAGGCGGGCAUGUGGGUGCGCAACGGGAUCAGCCUGCGGCACCAAGCGGGGACGUACCGGGGGGUGAGCCAGCGUGACGUGGCGCACCACCGAGACGUGUUCCUGCUGCAGACGGCGCUGGUGGUGUGCAACCCGAGCCGAGUGCUGGCGUCGGUGAUCGACCGGUUCGGGAUGGAGCGGUGGGUCAAGGGCAUCUUUGAGCAAAAGACGGAGGCACAGGACGACGGGCAGCACCUGGACGUGGUGGAGGACAUGGUGCACCUGCUGAUCGUGCUGGUGAGCGACCGGACGUCGCUGGUGGAGGCGGCAGACGGGGACGGAGAGACGGAGGCAGAGGCGGAGGCAGAGGCGGCGCAGAUACUGGCGCUGCGACGCGACAUCAUCCACGUGCUCUGCUUCCGGCCGCUGUCGUACUCGGACAUCUGCAACAAGCUGCCGGACCGGUACCAGGAGCAGGAGAACUUCCAGAAGGUGCUGGAGAGCCUGACGGUGUUCAAGGCGCCCGACGGCAAUGCGGACGUGGGCACGUUUGAGCUGGAGGCACGACACAUUGAAGAGGUCGACCCGUACAUUGCGCACUACAGCAAGAACCAGCGGGAGGAAUCGGAGACGGCGUACCGGCGGUGGAUGGCGAAGAAGACGGGCCGACCGGUAGAGUCGAUCGUGUACGAGCCACGGCUGCGGCCGAUCCGAUCAGGGGCGUUUGUGGGGCUCAGCAACUUCACGUCGACGGGCAUCUUUGCGCAGCUGGUGUACUACUCGCUGCUGUACUCGCUGACGGCCGGCCAGCUGACGCCGGCGGUGCCGAUAACGCGGGUCGAGACGUUUCUGCAGGUGCUGCUGCACCUGGUGCUGAUUGCGAUUGCGGAGGACAAGACAGGAGAAGGCGAGGGAGAGGAGGAGAAGGGGGCGUCCUUCAUCGAGCUUGCGCUCAAUAAAGUGGCGCGGAGCAACUUUAUGGCGUCGGCGCCGGCAGCCAAGACGAUUGUGGCGCUGCUGGACCUGAUGUCGACGCGGGAAGAGCUGAAGUCGUGCCAGCCCAAGAUCACGCUGAUCCUGAAGCGGAUGCGGCAGAAGCGACCACAGGGAUUUGCAGCGGCGUACGCGCGCUUGGGGGUGUCAGUGGAGCGGAUCAGCACGGCGUCGCCGGCCAACAACCAAGACGCGGAGGAGGAGCGCGAGCGGAAGAAGCGGGCGGCACUAGCACGACAGGCACGGGUGAUGGCACAGUUUCAGGAGCAGCAGAAGAGCUUUCUGGAGAAGCAGGGCGAUGUGGACUGGGGCACGGUAGACGAGGAACUGGACGAGGAACUGGACCAGACGUCGUCACAGUUGCCGACGGAAAAGAAGGCGUGGAAGUAUCCGGGCGGGACAUGCAUCUUGUGCCAGGAGAACACGGACGAGCGGCGGCUGUACGGGACGUUUGCCUUUUUCACGGACAGCAUGAUCCUGCGACAGACGGACCUGCAGGAUGCGGACUUUGUGCGGGAGGCAGCGUCGACGCCACGGAAUCUGGACCGGUCGGCCGAGAAGCUGCGGCCGUUUGGGGUGGCGGGCGAGAACCGGUCGACGGUGGUCAAGAUCAGCGCGGAGGGCAAGGCGUUCGAGACGGAGCGACAAGGCAUCGGCAAGGGCUUUCCGGCGCAGAACUGCCAUGGCGGAACGCUGUCGGUGGGCUGUGGCCACAUCAUGCACUACCACUGCUUCGAGGCGUACUUUGAGGCGACGCUGCGACGCCACCACCAGCAGAUUGCACGACACCACCCGGAGGACACGGAAAAGCUCGAGUUUGUGUGUCCGCUGUGCAAGGCGCUGGGCAACGCUUUCCUGCCGAUCGUGUGGAAGGGCAAGGAGGAAUCGUACCCGGGAGCGCUGGAGGCGACGCAGCCGUUUGGCGAUUUUCUGGACGGCCAGAUGACGGGGACGCGACAGGUGGCCGACGGGAUACUGAAGCAAUUUGCGCGGUACAUGACGACAGCGACGAUCGGAUCAGUGCAGGAACGGACGGCCAGCCUGGUGUCAGAGGCGUGGGAGCCGACGAUGCGACCAAGCAGUGCACUGUCGGCGGUUCUGCUGACGAGCCCGGUCACAGUGGCAUCACUGCUGCCGAUGCACAGCCACGGCCACGGAUUCGGACAACGGGCAGCUCUGAGUGGCGGCGGCGGCGGUGGCGGCAACAUUGUGCACGAGCUGGUGGGAGUGUAUCGACGGCUGUGCAUGACGCUGUGGACAAACGAGCUGCGGUCGCAAUUCCGGGCGGAGGGCGAGAUGCUGGAAGGCGAGCUGUGCAUGAGCGACACGCUGGCACAGGCAGUCGGCUACUCGAUCUCGGCUGUGGAGAUCCAGCAGCGCGGCACAGACGCAGAGUACGGGAUGACGCUGCUGUCGAAGAUCCCGGAGCAGCAGAUGACGCAUCUGCGGGUGCUGUGCGAGACGGUGACGUCGUACAUUGCAGUGGGAGCGCACCGACGGGCGGGCAACAACCGGGUGGAGGGCGAGUUCCGGCGCGACAGCGAGCGGCAGCACUGCCAGCUGUUUGCGGCGCAAUACGCGAACGAGGACGAGGAGACGGAGUCGACGGAUCUACGGCUGGACCGUUACGCACCGCUGCUGAGCUUGGACCCGUUUGUCUUUCUGUGCGAAUGCGUGUUCGGCGUGAUGCCGGCACAACAGCUGCAGAUGGCCCACCUGGUCCGGCUGUGCUAUCUGGCCGAGCUGGUCAAGGCGGUCUACCACAUGGGGCGCAACUUUUCGAGCGCGGCGUGGGUUCAGCUGGUGGAGGCUCAGCAGGCGGCCGAGACGACCGAGCCGAUCCGUGGCUUUGCCGAAUUCUGUCUGGGAGUCAUGCGGCUGACCGUAGGAGCCGAUGGGACGAUGCCAGCCAAUGGAACGAAUCCGGUCGAUGCACUUCGGAACCGUGCAUUCGAUCAGGACGGACUCCACACGGUCGAGGGCUACUACAACUUUACCAAACGGUACGCGCUCGUGUUUCUGCGCAAGACAGCCGUUUUGCUGCAUGCGCAAGCCGGCGUCGACUUCAACAGUCACGUGUCGCCAGCACCGGAGCUGGACGAGCUGGACCGCCUGAGCGAGGCGCUGCGGCUGCCGUCGUUUGACGACAUGUGCACGGCGCCGACAGCAGGAGGCGCGGCGCACGGUUGGCCCGCGACGACGACACGGCUGGUCGCCGGAUGGCUGCAGCACAGCGUCCGGGCACUAGAUCGAGCACCGACAUCAUCCGCGAACCCAUCGGCCUUGCUUAGUCAUCCGGCCAUCUACGAGCUCGUGGGGUUGCCACGCCACUUUGACCAGCUGUUGGACGCGUGCACGCGCUGUCGCUGUCCGACGACGGGCAAAGACGUGUCGGACCCGAUGAUCUGUCUGCUGUGCGGCACCGUCUUCUGCGGCCAGGCCAUCUGCUGUCUGAAGGAAGAGAAGGGCGGACGACGACAGGCGUGGCGGAAGAUUGGGGGGGCACAACAACACAUGAGGAAAUGCCAAGGAAAUAUCGGCCUCUUUCUCAGCAUCCGAAAGUGCUGCAUCUUUUACCUGCACCGGCUCUCGGGAUCCUACGGCUAUGCCCCGUACAUUGAUAAGUACGGUGAGGUUGACUUGGGCUUCCGACACGGCCGUCCAUUGUUGCUGAAUCAGCGCCGCUACGACCUGAUGUUGCGGGCCGUCUGGCUGAGCCACGGCAUACCCAGCUUCAUCAGCCGCAAGCUGGAGAUGGACAUCAACAACGGGGGAUGGGAGACGGUAUGA
Molecule: messenger RNA, 6327 nt
Organism: Grosmannia clavigera kw1407
Lineage: Eukaryota; Fungi; Ascomycota; Sordariomycetes; Ophiostomatales; Ophiostomataceae
Product: ubiquitin-protein ligase e3 component
Exons: 4
Coding region: 1-6327 (2108 amino acids)
Biological process (GO): protein ubiquitination; ubiquitin-dependent protein catabolic process via the N-end rule pathway
Cellular component (GO): cytoplasm; ubiquitin ligase complex
Molecular function (GO): zinc ion binding; ubiquitin protein ligase activity
Source: RefSeq, a predicted model, not a curated record